Molecule: messenger RNA, 1568 nt
Organism: Hippopotamus amphibius kiboko
Lineage: Eukaryota; Metazoa; Chordata; Mammalia; Artiodactyla; Hippopotamidae
Gene: CAMKMT
Product: calmodulin-lysine N-methyltransferase
Exons: 11
Coding region: 92-1063 (323 amino acids)
Cellular component (GO): cytoplasm
Molecular function (GO): calmodulin-lysine N-methyltransferase activity
Source: RefSeq, a predicted model, not a curated record
GCGUCACAGGUCCUGAUAGGGAAAAAGUAGGCAGGUCCUGGCAGGGGAGAGCUGUGGCCGCGGCAUCUCGGCUCCAGGCGGCUCCAGCGGGAUGGAGUCUCGAGUCACGGACUCCGGGGCCGGCCAGGAUGAGCGCGGCGCGGGCGAAGGCCGGGCGAGCAGCGGCGCCUCUCGGGGACCUGCAGCCUCGGCGCCCUUGGGUGCCGCCCGGUGGAAGCUCCUGCGGCAGGUUUUGAAACAGAAACACCUGGAUGAUUGUCUACGACAUAUAUCUGUAAGAAGAUUUGAAUCAUUUAAUCUGUUUUCAGUAACAGAAAUCAAAAAAAGGGAAACUGAAGAGGAAGUUGGUGCCUGGGUUCAAUAUACAAGCAUCUUCUAUCCUGAAUACAGUAUCUCCUUAAGGCAUAAUAGUGGAUCUUUGAAUGUUGAAGAUGUUCUCACCAGCUUUGACAAUACAGGAAAUGUUUGCAUCUGGCCGGCUGAAGAGGUUUUGGCUUACUACUGCCUCAAGCACAGUGAUGUAUUCAGGGACCUUGCUGUGUGUGAGCUAGGGGGUGGCAUGACAUGCUUGGCUGGGCUCAUGGUUGCUAUUUCUGCAGAUGUCAAAGAAGUUCUGUUAACUGAUGGGAAUGAAAAGGCCAUCAGAAAUGUGAGAGACAUCAUCACAAGGAAUCAGAAGGCUGGUGUGUUUAAGACUGGGACCGUAUCAAGCUGCGUUUUACGAUGGGAUAAUGAGACAGAUGUCUCUCAACUGGAAGGACAUUUUGACAUUGUUAUGUGUGCUGACUGCCUGUUUCUGGACCAGUACAGAGCCAGCCUUGUUGAUGCAAUAAAGAGAUUACUCCAGCCCAGGGGGAAAGCAAUGGUAUUCGCCCCACGCCGAGGGAAUACUUUAAACCAGUUUUGCAAUCUAGCUGAAAAAGCUGGAUUCUCUAUCCAAAGACAUGAAAAUUAUGAUGAACACAUUUCAAACUUCCACUCCAAGUUGAAAAAGGAAAACCAGGAUAUAUAUGAAGAAAACCUUCAUUACCCACUUCUGCUUAUUUUAACCAAAGAUGAAUAGAAGACUAAGCUGCUCGGAAGACGAAGAAAACAUCACGUACACAGGCAAUAUUUUCACAAAAGCAGAAAUCUGUAGUGGGUAUAAUAUGCAGGAAGUUGUUGGCUCCCGGGGCUUUUCAAGCCCCCAGGACACGGGCCCCCACUGCCUCCGCUCCAUCCCACAUGUGGGUUACCAGGUCCACCUGUCCUCAUCCACGUGAUUCCCCGGCCGUCCUGGACGCCUCUUUUUCCCAUCUGCUUGUUGCUCUUCCUGCACCAAACCUUUGUCUUUAAAUAUGUACAAGUGGCCCGUGUGAGGUCUGAAUUGGACUUGUGAGCCACCCAAGGAUGUUUCCCGCUCAUUAAGACACAAUUUCUUUUGGUGAUUCACACCCCAUCCCCCCCCCCGCCCCCCUUUAGGAAACAUCUUUGUCUUCGUUCUCUUUUAGUGGUGGUCAUUUUUCAUGUGCCAACCCGGCACACAUCAUGGUUCCUUCCUGGUUAAAAAAAUAAAUAAAGCACAUCUU